CGUUUGUGAAGUCUAAUCUAUGAUGACCAUAAAUUCCGCAAAAAAAGAUUAGUGCAAGUGCAAAGCAUAAUAUUUUUAGAUGUAGAAAACAAGGGCGUCAUCCAAAAAUAAUAAUAAAUUGUUGGCCGUGCACAUAAAAGGUUAGAUUAGUCCGAUCUAAUAUGCAGAACAACCCCCAGGAGCUUUCAUGGCAGGCGAUUGAAGCAAUAGUGGGGGUUAAACUUCCUUCGAAUGUCCUGCGUUUCGAUGAUAUCGGAUUCCAUUUGGAAAACAAUAGAACAACAGUGUCGAGUGUUGAAGAUUCCGAUUCCGACGUAGAAAUUGUCGAAAAUGAAUGGGAAUCGGACAACAACGUAUCAUCACGGCCUGAGCAAUCUGAUAACGAGAAGGGUUCGCCUGAAAGAGAUCAAAGCGUGUCGCCCGUUCUACAUCUAGUAGAGCCUGAUAACAACAAUUCAGAUAAAGAUUCACUGGGUUACAAAGAUUAUAUCGAGAAAAUGGAUACCAAAGAUAUCAUAACCGAUAGAGACCAAAUCAUACCAUUAAAUGGAGAUGAUCCAGAUAGCUCCAAUGGGAAUGUUAUGUCAAUUGAAAACUACUUGGAAGUCACUCUAUCAACCGAUUCUGAUGCUAGUCAUGUGUGCAACCAGUGUAAUCAAAUGUUUUCCAAUGAACAGUUGCUUGCUUCACACCAAUGUAGUGCAAAGUCUAGUGAUGAAAGGAAGCAUCCAUGUCGAAUGUGCUCAGAAAAAUUCCCAAGUUACUGGGAGCUCCGAAAACAUAUGAAUAAUCAUUUCCCUGGGAUGUUAGAUUCUAAGUCUAGUUUUUGUCAUUUAUGUCAAAAAGAUUAUACUAAGACAGGUUUCAUGAAUCAUUUACGAAAACAUACUGGUGAGCGACCAUUUGUUUGCGAAUUGUGUCACAAAGCCUUCUCUCAAUCCAGCUCACUGUCCAUACAUAUGAAGUUUCACUUAAAUGUACGUAAGCAUGCAUGUACAGUCUGUGAAAAGAAGUUCGUCACAAAGAGUGAGUUAUCUCGUCAUAUGACAGUUCACACAAAACAGAAGUCUUACUACUGCGGGGUGUGUGACAAAGCCUUCACACGCUCUGACAAUAUGAAGAAACAUGAAAAAACGCAUGGAUAGAAUGAAUGAAAGAGCCAAGUAAUUGUUGUGUAUCAGUGAAUAUCAGCACUGCAUAUCGAAAAAGUUCAUGUGAAAUGUAUCAAAUUAGAAGCCUGCAUCUUGGACAAAUAAGAUCAUUGAGAUGGUCCCAAUUGUUGCCAAAUUAUUAUAAUAAUGUUGUGGUUGAUUCUUUUAUACUAGCUUGAUUGUCUGAUUCUCUCAUUGCCAAAUUUUAGUUGUAUGAUUUUUAGUUUAAAUGUUAUAUACCAAAUCCAAAACUAUCAUGAUCUAGUUCAUAAUUUAGUCAUUAUGGUGUGUUUAUGUGUUUGUGAGAGUGUUCAUACACUCGUGUGUGCUGCUGUAGUUGCUUUUGAAUUUAGGGAUUUUAUUUAUAAACUUUUAAUGCAUGUUUGAGAAUAGCAUUAGGAUACUAGUAAAAAGCCUUCACAGGUGCUCUUACGAUAAGAUCACACAUAUCUCCAAAGUUGCCUUUUAGAAAUGAUAAAAGUGAUAUUUAAUGUGGAUAUAGGUCAAACGUCCAAAGAUUCCGAUAGCCUUACUGUAAUAUUUACAUUAGAUAGAGAAAUAUUUUCUACUGAGGCCUUCUACAAAUAUGUAAUGUCACAAAUUUUAUCUUGUUCCUGCUUCUCUUGAGAGCUUUAAUAUUUUUGUAUAAUGUUACUCGAGGUACUAAAAUAAAUCCAGUUAUAAAGAACACUUUUGCCAAAUUUUUAGAUAAGUAUUUAAAGUGAUUUCGUAAUGUAUUGUGCUGUAACCAAAGCAAUAAUAUUUUAUUAGAAAUGCCUAUUCUAUACUUCACAUAGACUAAAACUAUACCAAAUAAAGUAGUUAAUAAUAUUGAUAGGGAAUAGUAAUAAGUUCUUUGUAUUGCCUAUAGGCAAGUCAGAUGGUAUACAUAAUUUGUUAAAAAAUUUUUGGAUAUAAUAAAGAAGUAUCAACUUAGAAGAGCAGAAAUGCUUGGUGGUCAAUAAACAAGGUUAAUCACCACCCAAUUUGAUCAAUUUUAAUAUAAUUUUAGUAAUAAGUUUACAGUAAUAUGAUCUUCUUUUCCAACAUCACAAAUGUUUUUUUUUUUUUCUAAAAUGAAAAGUUUACCUUACGACCAAUAAUAUAUUGAUUUCGAAAUUCCAAAGAUAUUUACAAUUAACUUAUACUAUGAAUGUUUUCUACACUUUCACUUGUGCCACAUUUUAUAAACUGUUUGUAAAUAAUUAUAUUGAUAAAAUAUAAAAUAUUGUUCUAGUGUUGAAUUUGUAAUAGACAAUAAUCAUAUUUUAAUAUAAUAUUUAUUGUAUUUAAUGAUCUAUAAAAUGUUUACACACAUGACUUGUUUGUAGAUUAAGUAUUUGAUAUUGAGCCAAAUGUGAAAAUUAUACACAAAAUCUACAAGACUGACAAUAAUAUUCAGAGUAGAUAUUAACUUUUGCACAAAAUAACAUAAGAUGCCUUUUAUUUAUUGACACAUUAAAAGGAAAUUUUUACUAUUUAAAUAAAUGCACCUUGUUAUAGACUCAUCAUGACAAUUAGAAUAAGUCCGUUUGCUAAAUUAUAAUAUUUUAGAGAAAAUGUAAUAAUUUUCAAUUUUAUUAAAGAGUUGUUUGUUGAAGGUUCUUCUUUUAUUUUAUGAAUUCAAUAAAUCGUUUUACGUUUGUUUUAGGUUACGCUAACGAUGUCUGCCAGGUUGCGUAAUCUUAAUCCUUAUGAAUUGCAUAAGUACCUAGUAAACGUUUAUAGCCUGAAUACCAAGGGCUCCACGACGCGCUUGAAACGCGACACGUCCAGAGAUAGAACUGACCUCGAUGUGAUUAGAGAAAACCACAAAUUUCUGUGGGAAGACGAUGACGUAGCCGACACAUGGGAAAAACAAUUAGCCAAAAAAUAUCACGACAAACUCUUCAAAGAAUAUUGUAUUUGUGAUCUAAGCAGAUACAAAGAAAAUAAAGUAGCACUUCGAUGGAGAAUAGAAAAAGAAGUGGUUCUUGGAAAAGGUCAAUUUCAAUGCGGGAACAAGCAGUGCAAUGAUAGUCAAGAACUUAAAUCUUGGGAAGUCAACUUCGCAUACACUGAAGACGGAGAGAAAAAGAAUGCUUUAGUGAAGCUUCGUUUAUGUCCAGAUUGUUCAGCCAAGUUAAACUACAAAUCUAAGAAGCGAGAAGUAAAGAGGUUAAAGAAAUCGCAAAAGAAGAAAAAGCACAAAAAUGAGAGUUCAGGUGACGAAAGCGAUUGUGAAGGUCCAAAAACUCCCCCACUUGAUGUUCCUGCAGAGCCUUCAACCUCCAAGGGACAAAUGCAGGCCUCUGAAGAUAUAGAGGAGUCUUUGUGGAAGAAAGGUGUGCAAGAAACCGAGGAAAAAUCUCGAGAAGAAGAAUUCGAAGAAUAUUUAGAGGAAUUGUUGUUAUAACGUAUCGAAAUAAAAGGAAACUUUCAAAUAA
Messenger RNA from Bombyx mori (domestic silkworm), 3577 nucleotides. Its product is annotated as protein FRA10AC1 homolog. Gene Ontology annotation, biological process: regulation of transcription by RNA polymerase II. Gene Ontology annotation, molecular function: DNA-binding transcription factor activity; RNA polymerase II cis-regulatory region sequence-specific DNA binding. The record is from RefSeq and is a predicted model, not a curated record. Lineage: Eukaryota; Metazoa; Arthropoda; Insecta; Lepidoptera; Bombycidae. The transcript has 5 exons. Bases 2815 to 3546 code for a protein of 243 amino acids.